Messenger RNA from Botrytis fragariae, 693 nucleotides. RefSeq names its product putative cytochrome p450 alkane hydroxylase protein. The record is from RefSeq and is a predicted model, not a curated record. The coding region runs from base 1 to 693 and encodes 230 amino acids. Gene Ontology annotation, molecular function: heme binding; monooxygenase activity; iron ion binding. The transcript is spliced from 2 exons. Lineage: Eukaryota; Fungi; Ascomycota; Leotiomycetes; Helotiales; Sclerotiniaceae.
AUGAUCGGAAUGGGACUCUCAUUUAUGAUAGGUCCUUUCAAAUUUAUGAUUCCAAAAUCACUCACAACUUUUGCUCACAAGCAAGUGUACAAAUAUAUCGAUACAUUCGUUGAUAAAGCGUCAGAAAAGACACUGGAAGAGUCUACCUACAAGGGCAAUUCAAAUGUGCCAAUGCAAAAGAGUCUUCUAGAAGGUCUGGCUAAGCAGACUGAUGAUCGCAUAGAGAUUCGUCAGAAUGUUAUCCAGGGAAUGAUGGCAGCGCAAGCUCUUCGCAUAUACCCCGUAUUCCCAACCAUGAACCACAUUGCUCUCCGCGAUACAAUACUACCAAAAGGUGGAGGUACAAACGGAGAAUCUCCAAUCUUCGCACCUACAGGUACAACGAUAUAUACAAACCAGUAUGCUUUACAUCGUGACGAGAAAGUUUUCGGAAGCGAUGUUGAAUCCUUCAAACCAGAUCGAUGGGAUUCCGUCAAUUGCAAACCAACUCCCUGGAAAUACAUGCCAUUUGGUGGCGGACCACGGGCUUGUGUCGGUCCACAAAAAGCGCUGGUAGAGGCGGCGUAUACGGUGGCGAAGAUUGCACAGGUGUAUAAGGGAUUGAAGAGUCGUGACAAUAGAGACUGGGAGGGCGAGUGGAAGUUGACGGCUAAGAAUGUGAAUGGAUGUAAAGUUGUAUGUACCCCAGCAUGA